AUGACUAUCCCUCUUAGCUUCCUUGCCGAGAAAUGGGGUCGCUCUUCUAUACUCAGGUUCAAUCUCCUGUCUCGCUCAUUCUUGCUAUUCUGGGCUAUCGUUGUCGGUCAUUUUGACGAUUUACUCCCGACUCGUGCUAUACUCGCCGGCCCUGCUCUUUCUGUCCUCGGCGGAGACUGUGUCUUCAACUCUCUCACAUAUUCACUUGUCUCAAACUUGACAGACGAUCAUGUUCAGCGGGCCAUCUACUUUGGCUACAUGAGCUCUAUGUCCUACGUUGUAGCGCUUCUCGGUCCGGCUUUGGCCUCUGUUACCAUGUCAAUAUCACUACUACUCCCAUUCUGUCUGGGGAUAUCGUUACUGUUGUUUGCUAUACCGGCCAUACGUAUGUUACCAUCAACUGCGGAAAUGAGUAAGAACGUCGAUAAUCCUGAUGUGGAACAACAAGAACCUCUCUUAUCAUCUCCACGCUUAAAAGCCCAAGAAGGUGAUCAGUUGGUCUUCCAUUCAGUGGCACAGCGCCUUGGUACAAUCAAGAACAUCGUCACCAGCCACCCAAGAAACUUUACCCUACUUCUCUUCAGCUUCGUGCUCACAUCUCUUGCCAGUUCUGACACGAAACUUCUUGUUCAGUAUAUCUCCGCAAGAUAUAAAUGGACAUUUGCUGCCGCCGGAUACCUCAUAUCUGGCAAAGCGGUUGUCAACUUCACGCUACUGACAUUCAUCAUCCCCAAAGUACUGCGCUCCGCACGACUCGUGCCGGACGAGGCAUACUCGGAAGCUGUGGAUAAGUCAAACCUUUUGAACGCCAUGUACUGUCUGUUAGCUUCUGUAUUUGGUGCAUUGGGGAUUGCAGUAGCAAGCAAAAUCUGGAUGCUUAUUCCAGCAAUGUUCGUAUACGCUCUUGGAUCUGCUUUACCCAUCUUUACUCUCUCCCUUCUCAAAUCACCCGCUAUAUCGCCGCAACAGACGGAUAUUACUACAAAUACUUCCGAAAUUGAGAACCAUGUAUUCUCAAUCGUCAUGUUGGUCAAGACUGCAGGGUCUCUCCUUGGUGCCCCACUGAUGGCUACGCUCUGGGUCUACGGCCUCAGCCUGGGUGAUGUCUCUCUUGGGAUGCCGUUCUUUUUCAGCAGUAUUUGCUACACUGUAGCCAUUUGGGUGUUUUGCAAUAUCGAGGUAGAUAGAUAUUGGAUGUCUCGGCCAUAG
This is a messenger RNA of Fusarium pseudograminearum CS3096, 1209 nucleotides long. RefSeq lists its product as uncharacterized. Bases 1 to 1209 code for a protein of 402 amino acids. NCBI's taxonomy places the organism in Eukaryota, Fungi, Ascomycota, Sordariomycetes, Hypocreales, Nectriaceae. Gene Ontology annotation, molecular function: transmembrane transporter activity. The transcript has a single exon. Gene Ontology annotation, cellular component: membrane. The record is from RefSeq and is a predicted model, not a curated record. Gene Ontology annotation, biological process: transmembrane transport.